CCUUUCCCCUUCUCCCAGUCUUUAUACGGCUUCUUUCAUAAAUACUGUACACUGCAAACUCUACAGUGUUUAAUUACCCGAAGAAUCAAAAGACUCCAGAGAAAUCGAACCCUGCAUUUGUUGAAUCCAGAGGCGGAGCGACCGAGAAAUGGCUCUGAAGAUGGAUUGGGCUGGCGCGAAUGCGGCGGAAUCCGCCGUGAGGAUGAGAUUCGGAAUCGGAGGAGCUUCUCCUUCGUUUCCCGUCCGGAGGUCGUCGUCCAGAGUUUCCAUGGCUUCAAAUACGGCGAUGGUGACCGGGAACACGAAGAAACCUUUCAGUCCUCCAAAGGAAGUACACAUUCAAGUCAAACACUCUCUUCCGCCAGAAAAGAUAGAAAUUUUCAAUUCCUUGCAGAGUUGGGCUGAACAGAAUAUCUUGGUGCACUUGAAGCACGUUGAGAAAUGCUGGCAGCCAAGUGAUUUUCUUCCAGACCCUUCCUCGGAAGGAUUUCACGAACAGGUAAAGGAUCUCAGGGAAAGGUGCAAGGAGUUGCCCGAUGAUUACUUUGUGGUUUUGGUUGGAGACAUGAUCACAGAAGAAGCGCUACCCACUUAUCAGACUAUGCUAAACACACUUGAUGGUGUUCGGGAUGAGACUGGGGCCAGUCUUACCCCUUGGGCUAUUUGGACAAGGGCAUGGACAGCUGAAGAAAAUAGGCACGGUGACCUUCUUAACAAGUAUCUUUACCUGUCUGGAAGGGUUGACAUGAGGCAAAUCGAAAAAACAAUUCAGUACCUGAUUGGAUCUGGAAUGGAUCCGGGCACAGAAAACAACCCUUACCUAGGGUUCAUAUACACUUCAUUCCAGGAGAGGGCAACCUUCAUCUCCCACGGCAACACAGCCAGGCAAGCAAAGGAGCACGGCGACAUGAAACUCGCCCAGAUAUGUGGCAUAAUUGCUGCAGAUGAGAAGCGGCACGAAACGGCGUACACCAAGAUUGUGGAGAAGCUCUUCGAGGUCGACCCCAACCACACGAUACUGGCUCUCGCCGACAUGAUGAAGAAGAAAAUCUCCAUGCCAGCUCACCUCAUGUACGACGGCGAGGAAAAAAACCUGUUUGACCAUUUCUCUGCUGUUGCCCAGCGCCUUGGAGUGUAUACGGCCAAGGACUACGCGGACAUAUUGGAGUUUUUGGUUGGGAGAUGGGAAGUGGAGAAGAUCACCGGUCUUUCAAGUGAGGGAUGCAAAGCUCAGGAUUACGUCUGCGGAUUGGCUCCGAGGAUUAGGAAACUGGAAGAGAGAGCACAAGGAAGGGCCAAACAGAAGAAGAGUCUUGCUGUUCCUUUCAGCUGGGUUUUUGGCAGAGAGAUUAUGCUCUAAAAGGGUAAGUUCCCCUUAUAUUAUUACUCUCUUUUGUGGCAAAACCUUUAUUUAAAGAUCCCCAAAAGGAAUGAGUGGUGGCUCCUUUUUUUU
This is a messenger RNA of Cuscuta campestris, 1453 nucleotides long. NCBI's taxonomy places the organism in Eukaryota, Viridiplantae, Streptophyta, Magnoliopsida, Solanales, Convolvulaceae. The record is from the annotation of a GenBank genome assembly.